Molecule: messenger RNA, 1784 nt
Organism: Neomonachus schauinslandi (Hawaiian monk seal)
Lineage: Eukaryota; Metazoa; Chordata; Mammalia; Carnivora; Phocidae
Gene: MRPL10
Product: mitochondrial ribosomal protein L10
Exons: 5
Coding region: 23-826 (267 amino acids)
Biological process (GO): translation
Cellular component (GO): mitochondrial large ribosomal subunit
Molecular function (GO): structural constituent of ribosome
Source: RefSeq, a predicted model, not a curated record
CCCAUCUGUUCUUCCGGUGGCGAUGGCUGCGGCCGUGGCUGGGAUGCUGCGAGGGGGGAUGCUGCGAGGGGGUCUCCUGCCCCAGGCGGGCCGGCUGCCCACCCUCCAGACCGUCCGUUGUGGCUCCAAGGCUGUUACCCGCCAUCGUCGUGUGAUGCAUUUCCAGCGGCAGAAGCUGAUGGCUCUGACUGAGUAUAUCCCCCCAAAACCUGUGGUCAACCCGAGAUGCCUACCGUGUCCUCCCAGUCCCCCACAGGAGGAGACAGGCCUUAUCCGGCUCCUCCGUCGGGAGAUAGAUGCAGUUUUCCGAGAGAACCGAAUGAUAGCUGUCUGUCAGAAUGUGGCUCUGAGUGCGGAGGACAAGCUUCUCAUACGGCACCGGCUGCGGAAGCACAAGAUCUUGAUGAAGAUCUUCCCCAACCAGGUUCUGAAGCCCUUCCUAGAGGAUUCCAAGUACCAAAACCUGCUGCCCCUCUUUGUGGGCCACAACUUCCUGCUGGUCAGCGAGGAGCCCAAGGUCAAGGAGAUGGUGCGAGUCUUAAAGGGUGUGCCUUUCCUGCCACUGCUCGGUGGCUGCAUCGACGGCACCAUCCUCAGCAGGCAGGGCUUCAUCAGCUACUCCCAGCUUCCCAGCCUGGCCAUGGUGCACGGAGAGCUGGUAGGAGGGCUCACCUUCCACGUGGCCCAGACCCACCUCUUGCUUCAGCACCAGCCCUUCCAGCUGACGGCCCUGCUGGACCAGUACAUCAGACAGCAACAGGAGGGGCACUCCAUCGCGCCAGCCAGCGGGCAGCCUGCUUCUCCCGACUGUGUUCCGAACUCCUAGCCAGCCUGUUGUACCUAGCCUGCCCGUAAACACACUCUACCCCUGUUGGCUGCGCCCUCAUCCAUCAAUCAGAAAUGUGGAAGCACUUGGGGUGGGGAGUGGCGUUCGUGACCUGACUUCACUGACCCCGACUUCCUCAGAUGCAGGGCCACCCAGGGAUGCAGAGACACCCCAUUUCCGAAUGGAGGCUCUGAAUUGCUGUCUUUGUCCCUAGUGUUCCCACCCUGGGACCUAACAGGAGCAGGCUUUUGGCUCUCCGGGUCCAGGGCAGAGAAGCUGACCAGAUGAGGAGGUUGCCCUCUGCCUCCAUGUCCCCUGUCCCUUGCCGCACGUGUCUCCCGGCCUACCCCCUUGUGGGCCCGCCGUGCUGCAGUAGUCCCCCUCGGUACUUGUGCUGAGAAUGGCAUCUGUUGAGAGCCAGGCUCUGUGCUCACCACUUGACACACCUCCAUUCUUCUCGCCACGUCACCCUAACAUUCGUCAUUUCACAGAGAAGUUCAGGAGUCUGCCCAAGGUCCUGCAGCUAAUAAGAGACCCAACAGGUGCUUGAACCGGGCUCUCUGCUCUGAAGACCAUGCCCUGGAUUUCUGCCCUCAACUUCCUCAUUAGGGUCUGGGGUGUGCCUGAAUGUUAAUUCUCCACCCUCAGGGUGUGUCACGUUAUGGAAAGGUUGGGAGCACUGCUUGUUGAUAAAAUGAAAUGCAUUUUAUUUCCUCGGUUUUGCUGUUUGCAAGCUUAUCCUCCGUGUAGACUUAUUCUCAGGGCUGCCUCUGAUUCUCACUUCCCCUCCUAGAAAAUCCUUCCUCUUUCCGUGUCCAGGUCUCUUACCUCCCUGGACCAGUCCCACAAAUGGCAUCUCUUACAUGUUUGUCCUUUUGAAGGCAGCUGCCAACUUUGCCCGGUAGCUAACAUGUCCCAGGUGAUUCUGAGCAAGAGCUGGGCCAAACCAGAAUUCUGU